Molecule: messenger RNA, 1676 nt
Organism: Populus euphratica (Euphrates poplar)
Lineage: Eukaryota; Viridiplantae; Streptophyta; Magnoliopsida; Malpighiales; Salicaceae
Product: endoplasmic reticulum-Golgi intermediate compartment protein 3-like
Exons: 14
Coding region: 128-1288 (386 amino acids)
Cellular component (GO): COPII-coated ER to Golgi transport vesicle; endoplasmic reticulum
Source: RefSeq, a predicted model, not a curated record
CCUCUUUUUUCUUUCUUUGGUAGGAGACAGACUUGGGAGGACUCGUAUCUUCUUCUGUUCACCGGCCGGCACUCUUCUUCUUCUCAUCGUAAAACCAGCUCCAGGCAGGGAAACGAAAGGAAAGAAAAUGGAGGGUAUAUAUCAGAAACUGAGGAACUUGGAUGCGUAUCCAAAAAUAAAUGAGGAUUUCUACAGCCGUACUCUCUCCGGUGGCCUUAUCACUCUCAUCUCUUCUAUUAUCAUGCUUUUCCUCUUCUUCUCUGAAUUCAGCUUGUAUCUCCACGCGGUUACUGAGACAAAGCUUUUAGUGGACACUACAAGGGGACAAACCCUACGCAUCAAUUUUGAUAUCACUUUUCCUGCCAUUCGAUGUUCGUUACUGAGUGUUGACGCCAUUGAUAUCAGUGGAGAGCAGCAUCAUGAUAUUAGGCAUGAUAUAACUAAGAAAAGAAUUAACGCUCAUGGCGAUGUAAUUGAAGUCCGCCAGGAUGGGAUUGGUGCCCCAAAGAUUGACAAGCCUUUACAGAGGCAUGGAGGCAGGCUUGAACACAAUGAGGAAUAUUGCGGUUCAUGUUUUGGUGCUGAAAUGUCAGAUGAUCAUUGUUGCAACUCAUGCGAAGAAGUUCGUGAAGCAUACAGGAGAAAAGGGUGGGCUUUGACAAAUAUGGAUCUGAUUGACCAAUGCAUACGUGAAGGCUUUGUCCAAAUGAUAAAAGACGAAGAAGGUGAAGGAUGUAAUAUUAAUGGAUCCCUGGAAGUAAAUAGAGUUGCUGGGAAUUUUCAUUUUGUUCCUGGGAAAAGCUUCCAUCAAUCAAGUUUUCAACUACUGGAUUUGCUGGAUAUGCAAAAGGAGAGUUAUAAUAUAAGUCACAGGAUCAAUAGACUGGCUUUUGGCGACUACUUUCCAGGCGUGGUAAAUCCCCUUGAUGGGAUACAGUUGAUGCAUGAAACACCAAAUGGUGUGCAACAGUUUUUCAUUAAGGUGGUUCCUACAAUAUACACUGAUAUUCGAGGCCGCACUGUGCAUUCAAAUCAGUACUCUGUUACAGAGCAUUUCAAGAAAUCAGAAUUGAUACGCCUUGAUUCUCUUCCUGGAGUUUACUUCAUCUAUGACUUUUCUCCAAUCAAGGUGACAUUUAAAGAGGAGCAUACUUCAUUUUUACACUUCAUGACAAGUAUUUGUGCAAUAAUUGGAGGCAUCUUCACUAUCGCGGGGAUAGUAGAUUCCUUUAUUUAUCAUGGUCGAAGAGCAAUCAAGAAGAAAAUGGAAAUUGGCAAAUUCGGCUAAUGUUUUCAGUGGCUUCCUGUGACAUUUUCAGGCUGUAAAUGUCACACAAACAUGCAUGCUGCACCCAGAAGGAUAUGCUGAAGUCAAAGAACAAAGCUUUCAGCUCCAGCUUAACUGAUUGAUACUUGUUACACUUCUCUGCUUGGCUGUUUGAUAGCUAGUGCUUGCUAGGACCUGGACAAUGGAAGGCUGAGACUCUUUUUGUAGAAUAUCAAAAUCAACUCUUUUGUUUUUUUAUAUAUGAUUUAUGAAAUGUUUCCGGUUAGUUGCAUUUUGACUCCAUUUUGGACUAUCCAUUAAGAUUUAAUUAGAAGUUGAAUGGAGUUCCUUCCUCUGUCAUAGACUACACCAAAUAUUAAGAAUAUAGUAACGGAGUUGUAUCGUGCCA